This is a messenger RNA of Synchiropus splendidus (mandarinfish), 3838 nucleotides long. It is a transcript of the gene dag1, whose product is annotated as dystroglycan 1. Gene Ontology annotation, molecular function: laminin binding; calcium ion binding. Lineage: Eukaryota; Metazoa; Chordata; Actinopteri; Syngnathiformes; Callionymidae. The transcript is spliced from 4 exons. The record is from RefSeq and is a predicted model, not a curated record. The coding region runs from base 529 to 3150 and encodes 873 amino acids. Gene Ontology annotation, biological process: nerve development; axon guidance; muscle attachment. Gene Ontology annotation, cellular component: sarcolemma; basement membrane; dystroglycan complex.
CCUCCUCCGGGUGGAUAUUCAUCCUUCGACUCGGUCGCGGACAUUAACCGCGGAGGACGUCGACUCCCUCGGAUCUGUUCAGCAGCGGAGCGCCGACUCGCUCCGCCGGGACUCACCGUAUUCGUGUCCGGCCGCGGAGGCUUCUUCACUCGUCCUGUCUCGUCGAAAUCAGCAUUUCACGGGUGCUCGGGAUUUCAAUUGCGGCUGACUCGGAACCGCUGCGGUCCGGAGGGUUUCCAGCUAGAGAGCUGCCGGAGGAGGCGAGCAGCUUCGGCCCGGAGGAGGGUUCCAAGACGGUCUGGACACAAAGGUUCUGCAGGCCCUCUGUGGGGACACAAAGAUUCAGGGAGGCAGACGAACCUCACCAGGACAAAGGAGGAGGCGGUGGAGGGCUGUGGGCCGGCGCCAGGCAGAAGUGGGGGGAGAGAGAGUGGAAGAUUUGAAAGGAAGGAUUUACUGUUGGGGGUGUACCUCCCCCCUUUGUAGGUGCUCGCUAUUGUUCGCCCUGCGCUAGCGGAUCGCACAGGAAUGCGUAGUGAGGGGAGUUGGGGUGCCCACUGUGGGCCGAACCUCAGACCCCCUAGGACUUGUGGGCUUCUGCUGGCCUUCCUGCUGGCCGGACUCUAUUGGUGCCCCCCCACCACUGCAGAUGUGGAGGUGGAUGUGCUGGAAGCUUCCAUGACUUCCUCCUUCCUCACCAACUUCCAGGAAGUGACAGAAGAUCUGCAAGCCAAGCAGGAUGCGGCGGUGACUCAGCAGAAUUUGGAUGCUGGGCAUCCAUCCUUCUCGGACUCGUCCGCUGUGGUGGGCCGAAUCUUCCAGAUGGAGGUGCCUAACAGACUUAGAGAUGUUGGAGUGGGAGACGUCCUCAUGAUCUCCGAGAUGGGCCGGGACGAACUGCCUGGUUGGUUGCAUUGGGACACAGGGAGCAGGACCCUGCGGGGUCUCCCCCUGGAGGAGGACAAGGGCGUUCACUACAUUGCAGCUUCUGUGACCAACAGCAGCACAACCUUUUCAGACGUCUUCUCCAUUGAGGUCCACCCUGAAGAUCACCUGGACAUGGAUUCUUCUCAGCUCCCGUCGGGCCGAGUGCCUGCAGAUGUCGCGGCGUUCACGUGUGCGAACGAGGAGCCGGUGACGUUGCUGACCGUGAUCUUGGACGCAGACUUAACCAAGAUGAGUUCCCAGCAGCGUGUGGACCUGCUGUGGCGCAUGAGGGGCUUCUCCGGGGUGGACGUCCAAGACAUGAAGAUGCUCCCAGUGGUCAACAACCGGCUGUUCGACAUGUCCGCAUUCAUGGCCGGACCCGGCAAUGCCAAGAAGGUGGUGGAGAACGGUGCUCUGCUCUCCUGGAAACUGGGCUGCUCACUGGACCAAACCUCGGUGCCCAACAUCAACAAUGUGCAGGGCCCUGCCAAAGAAGGCACCAUGUCAGCCAGGCUGGGAUUCCCUGUGGUGGGCUGGCACAUUGCCAACAAGAAACCCCACGUUCCAAAGAGAGUCCGGCGCCAGCUCAACAAUACACCCACCCCAGUGCUGGCUGUCCUACCUCCAACCACCAUCGUGGAGCCUCCAGUGAGGAUCAUCCCAACGCUCUCCUCUCCUUCUAUUGCAGCGCCAACUGAAAGUGCUGCCCCCCCGGUGCGCGGACCUGUGCCCCUCCCUGGCAAGCCCACCAUCAGGUUUCGUGAUUCGUUUGCCCACACGCCAACUUUGGGACCUCCUCCACCUAGCAGGGUGAUAGAGUCUACCAGCACUGUGCCUAUCCAGCCUAGCCUGACCAGACCCAUAUAUGUGGAGGCAACUGCUACCCCUCCAACACCCACUAGAAAACCCACCAAGAGACCCAAGAAGCCGAAAACAACACCCCUAACUAGAGAGCCCAAAAUCUCCACAACUAAACCACCCAGAGCGACCACACCUCCACCUGACGUUGUGUUGGACCCGUACAACGAGAGCCCAGUUUUGAACAACCCCAUCGACCAGGUUAAUGCUCUGGUCGGAACCUACUUCGAGGUGAAGAUCCCCUCUGACACUUUCUUUGAUAAAGAGGAUGGAACUACUGACAAACUGCGUCUCACUUUGAGGCAAAACCACAAGGAGGUUGUGGGCGACUCUUCUUGGAUCCAAUUCAACACCACCAGCCAGCUUCUGUAUGGACUCCCCGACGUCCACCAUGUGGGGAAGCACGAGUACUUCAUGCAGGCCAUGGACAAAGGCGGUCUGAAUGCCAUAGAUGCUUUCGAGGUGAGAGUGAGUCGCUGGCCGACCAAUGACAAAAGCCCUGUGCUCUUAAGGGCCCGCUUUGACGGAGAGCCACGUUCGGUCACCAACGACAUUCACAAGAAGAUUCAGCUGGUGAAGCGGCUGGCGUACGCUCUGGGUGACCGAAACUGUAGCAGCGUCAGUCUGAGAAACAUCAGCAAAGGUUCCAUCGUGGUUGAGUGGACCAACACGAGCUUGCCGCACCACCCGUGUCCUCGGGAGCAGAUCGUCACCAUGAGCCGGAUGCUUGCAGAUGCUGACGGGAAUCCAUCCCGGUCCUUCAGGCACUCGAUGGAGCCUGAGUUCAGACCCCUGGAUGUGAAGGUGAAAGGUCGUGCCAGCUGCAGGAUGUACUCCUUCAUCCCACCCGCAGAAGUCGACAUCUCACAGCCGGCAGCGGUCACUCCUGCUUUGGGCACGGGGCGCCAGAGUAACGACGACGUGUACCUGCACACCGUGAUCCCUGCGGUCGUGGUGGCGGCCAUCUUGCUGAUUGCGGGUAUCAUUGCGAUGAUCUGCUACAGGAAGAAGAGGAAAGGGAAGCUGACCAUUGAGGACCAGGCCACCUUCAUCAAGAAAGGAGUUCCCAUCAUCUUUGCAGAUGAGCUGGACGACUCAAAGCCGCCGCCGUCCUCCAGCAUGCCGCUGAUCCUUCAGGAGGAGAAGCCCCCACUUCCUCCUCCUGAGUACCCCAACAUGGCCACGCCGGAAACCCAGCCUCUUAACCAGGAAAUGCUGGGAGAGUACACAGCUCUGCGGGAUGAGGACCCAAACGCUCCUCCAUACCAGCCACCACCCCCAUUCUCCACACCCAUGGAGGGCAAGGGGUCGCGGCCUAAGAACAUGACCCCAUACAGAUCCCCACCGCCUUAUGUGCCCCCCUAAGACUGGUACCGCCCUCUGCUGGGCGGAAAGGGAGGAACAGUUGAGGACAUUGAGGACGACGGUGCUAAAGUAAAAAAACUACAACAGGGACUCUGGUCUGGGGACUUGCGGGCGGGUUUUACAGUUGAAGAGCGGGAUGGAGCCCACCACCACAGCGGCCUAAGACUUUCUCUUGUCACUUCGUCAUCCGGUGGACGAGUGAGAUCUGUUUCUGUUUUCUCUUCAUGCUUUCUUUUCAAAUUAGAGACGGAGUUUUAUUUUUUCAUCUUUUUAAGAAAUUUGAAUGAUGAAGCACAAAAGCUGUGUGUGUGUGUGUGUGCGCGCGCGUGUGUGCUGCCCUCCUGCUGGUGCCACUGUCCGCUGACCCCUUUGGAAAAUCACACUACUGUUUUUAAUGAAGCUAAACUGCUGUUUUUUUUCACCAAAUAGUUGAUGGUGUGUUUUUGUAGCUCUGGUGUGCGUGAGUAGGAAGUCGAUUGUUUUUCGAUGUGGCGAGGGGGCGUGGACAAGGACACUCUGUUGGGGGGCGUGGACUAACACUAACUUCCCUAACUCACACACAUACACACACCUGCUUUCUUUUGUAUGUCACCACAGACUUUAUUUCGGUCCGCCCGGAGUGUUUUUGCAAUAAAGUUGGGGGCUUUUUCUGCCACGAGUGUGUUCUUAAUAAAGUGCUACAAACCAA